AUGAAUUAUUCAGUGAAUAACAUCAAUUCGCACAUUUUCGGACGUAGCGAAGGUAAAAUUAAAUCGUACAAAUCCUGUACGGACCUCAGGGCUUGGAGCCACGAUGAAAAGGCACGCGACCGGUAUCUUAGAGAUUGGAUGAGGUCUGAUAUGCCGGUGUAUAUCAUAUCGGUUCGCACUUUGGUCACAUUAUUGAAAAUCAUGACUUGUAAGACCAGUGGAAGGUUAGCGCCUCGAUGUCAACCCAACUGCAAGUCUAAAAUCGUGCUUGAUACCAUCUGCACGUCUUGUCACAUCAUGAAGGAAUGUCUGAAGAACAACCAAAGCGUGCAAGAUUUUCUUGUUAAAGAAGAAUUCGAAACCAGCCAUUGGCCUUGCGAUAAAUGCUUAGAAGUAUUAAAAACCAUAAAAAUGUUUUGGAAAAUUAUUAUUGAAAAACUGUUUCAUAUAGAAACUUCUAACCGUGAGCAAUCCACACUGCAUCCGGCUACUUACAUUCGUGUUGAGAGCAUUAGAUCCCUUACUAGAACAUGGCAGAAAGACAUCGUCGACGAUGUGUUACUUGUAAAAAAGACUACGCCAUAUUCAAACAACAAUUCUUCUAAAGCACCCAAAAGUGCUGUUGAUCUUGUGCUUUCUCGAGCUGUUGAUCGUGAAAAGGUCGACGAAACUAUGAAUGUAAAAAAUACAUCUCGUCAGGUCAAUUUGAACAGAGAAUGCAAUAAAAAAUCUUCAACAGUCGGGCGUAGAAAAACGCGACGAAAAUUGAAUAAGUCUACUUCUGUCAGGUUGGAUUUGGUCGAUGUUGCUUGCGAAGCUAACGAUUUUUCAAAAGACUUUGGACCAUUAACAUUAGACAAGGAGCAUAUUGAUAACGUACACCAGAAAUGUGAUUCUCAUUUGAACGAAAUCGAAAAACUGAAAGCGGAGAUUGAUUCGCUAAAAAUUGAAUUGCGCAAUAUAUAUGAAACCCACCCGUGGAAAUAUGCUUUGUACAAUAAAAGCCGCAGUGGUUUUGAAAUGGAUGAUCUAUCACUGCUGCCAAAGCCUUUCGAUGACAGUGUAGAGGAUGGAAAUUCAGUAAACAAUUUGGAAUCAGAAAUGGUGAUAACGAUGAAAAAUUGUUGCAAUAAGAAUUUUAAACAGGUGUCAGUUUUAAAAGUAUUACACAAAACGAAUGUCACAACUUUGAGUGAUUCAGAUGAAAAUCGUUCAAGUAAAGAAAAUCCUUUGCGUUUUCUGACAAAAGUACACAAUACUUUCGGCGAAAUAUUUAAGCGCGAGAUGAGUUUAGUCAACGAUAAAAACACUUUAGUAAAAUCUGAUUUUCAAAAUGGAUUCCAAAACGUGACGUCUAGUAAGUCAGCUCCUUCGUGUUCGAGUGUGUCCAGCUUGGAAUCCAAUUACGUAUCAAUGAAAGAUUUAAAUGUAAUCGUACAACAAUAA
Molecule: messenger RNA, 1446 nt
Organism: Bombyx mandarina (wild silkworm)
Lineage: Eukaryota; Metazoa; Arthropoda; Insecta; Lepidoptera; Bombycidae
Source: RefSeq, a predicted model, not a curated record